Scaptodrosophila lebanonensis is the source of this 1742-nucleotide messenger RNA. RefSeq lists its product as uncharacterized. Gene Ontology annotation, molecular function: translation activator activity. Gene Ontology annotation, biological process: regulation of translational initiation. The record is from RefSeq and is a predicted model, not a curated record. NCBI's taxonomy places the organism in Eukaryota, Metazoa, Arthropoda, Insecta, Diptera, Drosophilidae. The transcript is spliced from 3 exons.
AUGGCUAAUAUAGUUAGCAAUCACAACAGUAGCAGCAGCAGCAAUGGCACCAAGUACACAAUAUCUUACAAUAAUUUAAACAACGCUAGUACGAACAGCAAUGGAAUUGGCAGUGCUGGCAGUGAGUCCAUGGAGUAUAUGAACGAUAAAGCAUUAGGCGAUGGAGACACUGCUCUGAAAUUUGCUCUACUUUUUUCAUCCCGGAACUUCGAUGCGUUGGCUAUGAAAGAGACAAAGGUCCGAAGUGCUAUGCUAAAGAUCCUGGAGACAAAUUUCAUCAAUGCAGACGCAUACCGAGAGCAUGACAAGAAUCGUCUGUACAACUCCAUAACACUUUUAGGCGAAUACUAUCAUCGCGUUCGUUUGGCCAACAAUGCACCUAUUACAAUUUUGGGUGAAUCGCUGCUCAAUCUACUUACAAGGGAGAUCAAUGACACCUCAUUGGUAAUAAAUACUCGAUUGGCGCGUUUGAUUUUAUCACAGAUUACGCUUAAUGGCGAGAUAAUGCGCUCGCGCCAUAAGGUAGAAAUUGACCAACUACUGUACCAUAUUAGACGCCACCUGAUAAUGCAACCGGUGCUAACGCCUAAAGUAAAAGCUAUGCUGCUUAUGGUGUUGGAUUUGUUCUACAGCCAUUUUAAGCACAUUGGCUUCGAGUUGGAGGCAAUGUACUCAGACUACCUGGUUGCUGAGAGUGCGGAAGACGAUGGUAUUAAUAACAAUAGUGUAGCUGUGCAGCCGCAGACUCAGUACCAGCAGCAACAAGAGUCUCAAAGUGCGUAUAUAGAAGGACAUGGGAGAAGUAACACUGAUAAUGCCAGCCAAACAAAUAAGUCCACCCACGAUUCUUUUGAGAAAUGGAUCGAGCAAGUCUGUGAAGAUUCGCUCUGCGAUAUUGGUUUUGGCGAGGCGGAUAUUGGUAGUGGUGAUCUUUACAGUCAAGUCGAGCACGAACAAGCACGAGAAAGCAACAGAAAUUCAAGUAACGAAGGAGGCGUGAAUCGCCAAAGCCGACGCCCAUAUCAGCCGCGCACAUCACCGCGUCCUUUGAAACACCCUCAGGUGGCCAAUGAAGACCGCUCCGAAGGACUCGAUCAAUACGCGUCUGUGGGAAACAGUGAAGAUCGUGAUAAGACUAAGCCUUCACCUAGCUGGCGCAAGACUCGUUUUAAUCGCCCCAUCGAUGGUGAUAAUCAAAACGGACGUUCGAGCAACCAACAACGUCGCUAUAGCGCCAGCUUCGAUGACGACCACCACAUCGUGCGUAGCGAUGGCGGUAAUUUACGUCUAUAUACCAUACACGAUCGUCGUAAGCAUUCCCAGGAACGUUAUGAGAGGAAUCUUGGCAGCAACAAUUACAGCAGCAUUGUGAACUCCAAUUGGGACCAACGGGAUGAUCGCAGCGAACGCCCAUAUAUUAGCAAUUAUGAGCCUGGCAAUUAUAAGCGCGGAGGGCGCUUUCACAAUCGUAAUACGUACGAUAAGUCACCACGGUUCCAAAAGCAGCAGCAAUAGCAACAUCACUCACCGUGGCGUCGCUAAAAUACGUCCAUAAACAAUUCUUAUCAGGAUAAGAACUGUGCCUACAACUCCAGUGGGCACGAGUCAAAUAGUUGCAGUUCAUCACCAAAAUCACAAAUGUACGAUGGAAAGUCGAAUGCAUCAUAUCGUCAGCGUCAUCGCAAUUUCACGCGACGUUCCCAGCCGCAUAUACACCAACCGAAUGCUGAGAACUGACAGGC